CCUUUUUACUUGUCACAUUGUGGAACGCAAAUAAUGUUAACGUUCUGAGAAUUUUUUUCCAUAGUGAAUCUAGUGGAAGAACACGAGCUAUAGGCUUUGUGGGUAGCAUGCAGCAGCAUGCUAACAUUUCUCAUUCUCUUUCAACUUUCACCAAAACAUUUUUCCUCUGGUUCCCCCACAGCGCCUCCAGAUCAACAACCAACACCCACGCUUAUGGCAACCGACAAAGUGGCAUUAUUGAUUGGGAACCUGAACUACAAUCACCAUCCUGGUCUGAUGGCCCCCAUCAUGGAUGUUCAUGAGCUGGCCAAUCUUCUGCAACAGCUAGGCUUCAGAGUGGUCUCUCUGCUUGAUCUCACCCUUCCGGAAAUGCAGGCUGCCAUUGACAAGUUCUUGCAGCUCCUGGAUCGUGGAGUGUAUGCUGUUUUUUACUACGCUGGCCAUGGCUACGAGCACUCUGGCAGAAAUUACCUGGUAGCCAUUGACGCUCCACGACCCUACCGUACGGAAAACUGUGUGUGUGUACAGAGAGUGAUGCAGAGUAUGCAGGAGAGAAAAGCCCAGCUCAAUGUCAUUCUCCUGGAUACCUGUAGGAAAUGGUACAAACAAAAAGGUCCUUCCUCUGAAAUUAAGCCUUUGGCUCCUCUGGGCAACACUGUAUAUGGAUACGCCACGAGUGAAGAUGCAGAGGCUUUCGAGGUCCAGGAUGGUGGCAAGAGCACAGGGAUCUUCACCAAGUAUCUGAACAAACAUGUCUUAAAGCCAGAAAGGGUGACCCAUGUCUUGGAGCAGGUCUCUGAGGAUCUGGGUAAGGACCCACUGGUGCGUGGCAGGCAGGUAGUAGAGAUCAGACACACUCUGACAGAGCCACGGGCUUUGACCGAUCCUGUGCAAACAUCUGGACACACCAUGGAGCUUCGCCAGCGGGAUGCUUGUUGGAAACAGGCUAAUGUUCUUCCUGGCCGAAGGUCUCUGGAUUUUCCAUAUUGUGCUGUUAAGGUGGAGCUGAGUUUCUCUGCCCUGUUCUCCAAUGUCCUGGUUGUGUUUGGUACAGUGAGGAACACAAGUGCUAAGGCCCAGGACUGCACUCUGAUUCUUGAGAGUGAACCACAAAUGCAGGACAUUUUCUCAGGUUCUGGUCGAUCAGAAGAAAUGGACAGUCUGCUUGUGAAGAGCGGUGAAACUCCUGACUGCACCCUCAGGUUAUGUUGCCUUCAAAGACUCCAGGGAUCUCUGGUGAUCAAAGUGACACUGCACUACACCCACACACAAACUAAAGAACGUCUCACUGAGAGCAAAGAGCUGGACAUAGGCAGGCCUCUCAUUGCCUCCUGCAAGCUGAAUCAGAUGAGACCAGUGGACAGUCGUGUCCAUACUGUGGACCACAUGUCCAAUAUAAGAUAUCCUCAUCAUCAGAACCAUCCUCGACCUGGUCAGCCCUUCACACGCAAGGCUGAGAACCGAUUACAGAGUUCAGCCAAAUCCACCUCCACGAGCAGCAAUGAACCAGAGGAGAAUGAUGAAAAUGACUCUAAUGAAUUCACUAUGUGAUGUUCCUUCCCUUUACAAAUACACAGUAAGGCAUUGUUUUGAUGCAACAAAGGAUUUUUCUUACAUUAAUUGUUUACUUUUUGCUUACUAAUUACCAGUUGCGAUACAGUAAAUGUGUGUGUGUUUGUGAGAGAGAAAGAGAGAGAGAGAGAGAGCAAUGAAAGGAAGAAGUUCUCAUGCAAAUGUAGAAAUAUUUAUACAAAUUAUUUGUAAAUCAAAUUAAGUGUAAUAUUCUUAUAUAACCAAUAAAGUACUACUU
This is a messenger RNA of Sinocyclocheilus grahami, 1810 nucleotides long. RefSeq names its product mucosa-associated lymphoid tissue lymphoma translocation protein 1-like. Bases 118 to 1551 code for a protein of 477 amino acids. NCBI's taxonomy places the organism in Eukaryota, Metazoa, Chordata, Actinopteri, Cypriniformes, Cyprinidae. Gene Ontology annotation, molecular function: cysteine-type endopeptidase activity. Gene Ontology annotation, biological process: proteolysis. The transcript is spliced from 9 exons. The record is from RefSeq and is a predicted model, not a curated record.